AUGGUGAAGUUAGAAAGUGACAGCUCCGAUGGAGACAUUCCUAUGACUACCAAAGAUAGAAUUGAUGAGUUAUUCUCUGAUCGUUUGAGUGAAGAUGAUCUCAAGUACAUCUUGGAGAAGAAGUUGAACUUGAACUCAUUUAAUGGAGUCGCAUUCAAUAAUAAAGCUAAAGAAAUACCAAUUUCUAAAGGUAUGACACCAGAGCACGCUGGUAAAAUUAUCAAUGAAUCUGUUGAGCUUUUGAAGAAAAAGGGAAUUGAAGUCUGA
This is a messenger RNA of Hansenula anomala, 267 nucleotides long. RefSeq lists its product as uncharacterized. The coding region runs from base 1 to 267 and encodes 88 amino acids. The transcript has 2 exons. NCBI's taxonomy places the organism in Eukaryota, Fungi, Ascomycota, Saccharomycetes, Phaffomycetales, Wickerhamomycetaceae. The record is from RefSeq and is a predicted model, not a curated record.